Dacryopinax primogenitus is the source of this 670-nucleotide messenger RNA. RefSeq lists its product as uncharacterized. The coding region runs from base 32 to 568 and encodes 178 amino acids. The record is from RefSeq and is a predicted model, not a curated record. The transcript has 6 exons. NCBI's taxonomy places the organism in Eukaryota, Fungi, Basidiomycota, Dacrymycetes, Dacrymycetales, Dacrymycetaceae.
CAGCUCACUCCUUGUUACAACACUUAUCGCCAUGACUGGUAUACCUACAACCUUUAACUGGACCUCCCGUGAUCCUCGUGACUCGGCCCUGUUCCCGUCCAGCUAUGCAAUGACUUAUCGCUUCAUUACGGAGGAUCACACCGGCGAGGUUAUCACUACCAUCCUGAAGGGCAUCCGAAAUAACAAGGAGGAUCGUAUCGCUCGACUUGAAUGGAGCGGCAACGAUGGCUGGGGCCGUGCCGUAAUGGGUCGCCUUUCCAUGCCAAUGGCCGAUAUGAUGCGCAGAGAAGGCUAUGGAGAAUGGGACCGGCUUUUCACAGGACCCGAUGGAUACAUCUACAUGUGGACCACGGCACCUAAUGGAGAACUGCACCUUUUAGAUCCGACUGGCUUCAAAAUUGCUUUCUAUCGCAUGGUGAAGUCAACUCUGCGAUACAUGGGACAAGAAGUCUGUGGAGAACUGCAUAUCGUCCCGAAGGACGGUGGCAUUGUGCUUCACCCUCCUCUGAUGGACAUGAUCGUCAUCACCGCUAUGCUGUAUCGGUUUUCCAUCCAGCGGGGGUUGUAGCUGGGUUACAUGUAGACGCACUCCUUUGUUCACGCCUCAGUACUGUUCCUUCACGUACGCGUCACCUUUGUCCGGAGGAUAGAGCAUUCACCGGUACCAUCC